Molecule: messenger RNA, 2417 nt
Organism: Sinocyclocheilus anshuiensis
Lineage: Eukaryota; Metazoa; Chordata; Actinopteri; Cypriniformes; Cyprinidae
Product: voltage-dependent L-type calcium channel subunit beta-1-like
Exons: 15
Coding region: 207-2141 (644 amino acids)
Biological process (GO): calcium ion transmembrane transport
Cellular component (GO): voltage-gated calcium channel complex
Molecular function (GO): voltage-gated calcium channel activity; protein binding
Source: RefSeq, a predicted model, not a curated record
CGUUGUAGUUGCGAAGGGAGAGGGUUUGAGCUCAACGCCGCCAGAGCUGGGGGCGCAACAGCGCAGUGACAAGCCAUCUGUAAGCCACAGGAAGGAGGAAAACCACCUUCGUCUCUUUUAUUUUACCUUUAAUUAUUUUACAAUGCAUAAUAAACUGAGAGCAGGCUCUAAAUGAAACAAUAAAACCGAAUUUAAAGUUGAAAUCAAUGGUACAGGAGCGUAUAAUGUCCAGGACGCCUUCCACCUCAACCCAGGAAAUCCAAAUGGACAUGUUUGACCACCACGGCUCUCACGCUCAGGGGAAGUAUGCAAAGAGGAAGAGCCGUUUCAAACGUUCAGAUGGCAGCACCUCCUCAGACACAACCUCUAACAGCUUCGUCCGACAGGGCUCAGCAGACUCCUACACCAGUCGUCCUUCAGACUCUGAUGUGUCUCUGGAGGAGGACCCUGAGGCUCUCAGGAAAGAAGCCGAUAGACAAGCUCUCGCCACCCUAGAGAAGGCUAAGACCAAGCCUGUAGCGUUUGCUGUGAGGACUAACGUUGGCUAUAACCCAGGCCCUAAUGAUGAUGUGCCGGUUCAGGGCAUGGCUAUCUCUUUCGAAACCAAAGACUUCCUGCACAUCAAAGAGAAGUAUAAUAAUGACUGGUGGAUUGGGCGUUUGGUGAAGGAAGGGUGUGAGGUGGGGUUUAUCCCCAGUCCAGUGAAGCUUGAGAGCACCCGUCAAUUACAAGAACAGAGACUGAGACAGAACCGCCUUAGCUCCAGUAAGUCAGGUGGAAGCUCUAGUCUGGAUGUUGCCACUGGUGCCCGGAGGCCCACUCCACCUGGAACAGCUGACUUGUCCUCUGGGCUUUAUGACGAUUCGGAUUCAGAAGUUGAGGAGGUGGAGCCUGCCAACACCCGCGACCAAAAGGGUGUGGGCGGAAGUGUCACCUCCCCUCAAGGCAACCUACCCCGCCUCCCUUUCUUUAAGAAGAUGGAACAUGUUCCUCCUUAUGAUGUGGUGCCUUCCAUGAGACCCAUUAUUUUGGUGGGACCAUCCCUUAAAGGCUACGAGGUGACAGAUAUGAUGCAGAAAGCUCUCUUUGAUUUUCUAAAACACAAAUUCGAAGGCAGAAUAUCCAUCACCAGGGUGACAGCAGACAUCUCACUUGCCAAACGUUCCGUCCUAAACAACCCCAGCAAACACACGAUCAUCGAGCGCUCCAGCACCAGAUCCAGUCUGGACGUACUGGCUGAGGUACAGAGUGAAAUCGAGAGAAUCUUUGAGUUGGCCCGGACGCUCCAGUUAGUGGCUCUGGAUGCCGACACAAUCAACCAUCCAUCUCAGUUGGCCAAGACGUCACUGGCACCUAUCAUAGUCUACAUCAAGAUUGCCUCUCCAAAGGUGUUGCAGAGGCUGAUAAAGUCCAGGGGUAAAUCUCAGGCCAAACAUCUCAAUGUCCAGAUGGUGGCAGCUGAUAAACUUGCGCAGUGUCCUCCUGAGCUUUUUGACAUAAUAUUAGAUGAGAAUCAGCUGGAGGAUGCAUGCGAACACCUGGCUGAAUACCUGGAGGCCUACUGGAAGGCUACACACCCUCCGAGCGGCAACCCACCCAACCCUCUGCUCAAUCGCACCAUGGCCACAGCCGCCCUGGCAGCUUCGCCCGAACCCGUCUCCAACCUGCAGGGGCCAUUCCUGGUGCAUGGAGAACAGAAGAGGGAAGGGCCUGAACGUGGCAGUCUCCAAGAUUACCAGAGCGACCUGAGUGGCAAGCAGCCGCUGCGCUCUUCACGCAGCCAGUUGCAAACCGGCGGCCGAGGUCUGUCGCGGCAGGAUACGUUCGAUUCCGAGACGCAGGGCAGCCACGAUUCUGCCUACACUGACGACAUGGAGACCGACCCGUACGAGGAGCCGGACCCGUGUCGCUCGUACCGUCUGAACCCCGCCCACCACGCUCCUCGCCAGGCCUCCUGGGAGGACGAAGGGGCGGAGCCUGACCAGGAGAACCUCAACAUGGUCCCACCACCAGUCAGUCAGCACCAGCGUGGACGAGGCAAGCUGAGGGAGCGCUACUCUCAAGACGCAGAAGGAGGCGGAGCGACGACGGGCCGCAACCAUAACCAGGAGGAGUGGAGCAGAGAUGUGUACAUUCGCUAGAGCAGGUUUACUUGAGACGAGGGUGAAGAGUUGUUUAGAGUGACACUAAAUAGAAUCUCUAUAGUUGGAUCUGUUUACAACCCAGAGAAACACACAGUCAUUGACUAACGCUGUACAGCUAACACUCACGACAUUCGCAUUACGCUAACAAAGCUCUCGGUCAUUACAUAUUUGAUGGUGACCACAUGUCCUAUUUUUCUCAGAAAGGCUUUCUUCUUGGCCAGGAUUUCUUUUUUUUUAAGUUAUAUUUAUGGGAUUUUUAUGCCUUUAUUGUGA